CCUAUCGAUAACAUAACUUAUAUAGUCACACGCUCUUCCAUGCUCUGGUUUCGGAUCGCAGCCCCGGUUGCGUCCAGAGCACGAUCGGUGCUGACACCAACUUGUUGCCAUCGAUGGGCGCAUGCGUUUUGCGAUACAACACGUGAACAUUUCAUUGACGCAUUUUGUCCGGCAACCUCUCGGGCAGUGCCGCAUCGGCUGCAGGCGCCAAGCCUUGUGCAAAAAUAAUAAAAUGAUAAAGAAGAUGAAGCUAUAAAAAAAGAUAAAUGAACCACGAGACCGAAGAAUUUUGGUUUUCUUACUUUGGUUUUAAAAUCUUUGGAUAUUUUUUGCAAAAUUAUCCUUACAAUCACGAUUAAAAAGUUAUAUUCCAUUUCUGUUAUCACUAAUUUCGAUGCAUCCGCAGCUACGGCCCGUCCCUUUCGCGAUUCGGGGCAUGCGUGUAUGGGCAUCUAAGCAAGGGAUUGCGUCGCGAAAAAAAGGUGCGACAAUUAUCAUAAGGGGAAAAAAAAAACAGCAUCCUGAGACGCUGCAUUGGAUGUACCACAUUUAACAGCGGCAUGUCCUGCGUGCGGAUUUCCCGGUAACGCGAUCGAUGUCGCGGCGCGUGUGCGCGUUAACAACGCACGUGCAUCGAAGGACGUGUCAUCAUCGUCGGCAGGGGUGUGGCAAGAGAGAGGAGGAUCCUUCCAACGUGCGAUGACGUAGUAGACUCUCGGACGGAUCGUUAUUCCGACUCGGAAGAGAGAGACUGGACCGCGUACCAAACCGUAUCGCGUCGAGUCAUAUCGUCUAGACAGUUACGUGUGGAAGUAACGUGAGUGCAUGUAUGAGGAAACGUUUCCUGUUUCGCACGGUGGAAAAAGUCUAAAGUUCACCCGGUAUAACGUGCACAGCUGUACAUACAUAUAUACAGCGCUGUGAGCACGUGAUGUCAAACGUCGUCGCGGGACUGUGUCAUGUUGAAUUUUUUUUUCACACGAAAGCAUUCGCAUCAUUUAUUGUUCGGCAUUCGUUCCACGUGUGUAUGACAGUAAUUGAGCCGUAAAAUCAGCUGUUUCGCGGUGAUCAUCUCUCGUUGUUCGCGAACGUGUUGAUUUGAUCGCGCUUGAGCGGCAUAACAUAACCUCAAAAGUGCCACUAGACGUGGCUGAGGUCGUGUCGAAUUUUAACCGUGAAAUGGACACGGUGGCGAAUAACAACGUAUCUGAUAUAUGUCUCGUGUCCGGCUUCAACGUUGGCAUCAUGGCACGGCACGACGCACGUCGCGGCGAUCGAUGCAAUUAAGGGGAAUUAUUUAUUAUUGAGGCUUAUAUGUAUACAUAUAUACUGUCUGUAUAUAGAGGCGAUUUAACUACCAAGACUAACGCGGACAGGCUUCCUACUCGAUGUGCCGCCACGGAUGCUCCGAUCCGGUCGUAACUCUGAUUCGCGUGCACGUGUGAGACGUUCUCGUAUUCGCAGGAAUUAAAUAUGAAUCAGGACGGAUGUAGUGCGCUUCUCGGUGACAUGUGAGAUAUGUAUACAUAAGUAUACAUAUACAUGUGUGAGAAAUUUGACAUUUACGACGAGCGAUCAUGGAAGUCGCGGCCACGAAGCUGGUGCAAUGGUUCAACGAGCUCAGAUCCCGUGUGCAUCUUUAUCUGCAUGCUCAGACUCUUGGUCCGGGAAGGGCGGAAAAUGGUGGCCCGCAGGAUGAUGACCAGUCACCGCAGUAUAAUGAGGGUGAAGGAAGGGUCAUUUUUAUCAAUGCACCUCAUCAGCCUGCAAAAUAUAAAAACAAUCACAUUACGACUGCGAAGUAUUCAUUUCUGUCGUUCAUACCUUUAUUCUUGUUUGAGCAAUUUCGUCGUUACAGCAAUUGUUUCUUCCUGUUCAUCGCACUUAUGCAGCAAAUACCAGACGUAUCUCCAACCGGACGCUGGACAACAUUGGUUCCAUUGAUUUUCAUCCUCAGCGUGUCCGCUUUGAAGGAGAUAGUCGAAGAUGUUAAAAGGCACAGAGCGGACGAUGAAAUAAAUAUGAGAGAGGUGGAGGUGCUGCGAGAUGGACACUGGGAGUGGAUACAUUGGCACGCCGUAGCUGUCGGCGAUGUGGUUAAGGUUCAUAACAACACUUUUUUUCCCGCCGAUUUGGUCUUGUUAUCAUCAUCGGAGCCGCAGGGUAUGUGCUUUAUAGAGACCGCUAAUCUGGACGGUGAGACGAAUCUGAAGAUCCGACAGGCUCAUCCCGACACUGCCAAUCUUUUGGAUACCGCGGAAUUGAUGAAUUUUCGCGCUAACGUCCAGUGUGAACCGCCCAACAGGCAUUUGUAUGAGUUUCACGGAGUUUUACGAGAGACCAAUAAACAGAGCGUAGCUUUAGGGCCUGAUCAAUUGUUACUCCGUGGCGCGAUGUUGCGGAAUACACGAUGGGUAUUCGGCGUAGUCAUAUACACGGGGCACGAUACGAAACUCAUGCAGAAUAAUAACGCGACAGCGCCAUUGAAACGAUCUACCCUCGAUCGAUUGAUCAACACGCAGAUACUGAUGCUAUUUUUCAUACUUCUUCUGUUGUGCAUUCUUUCCGCGAUAUUCAACAUCUUAUGGACGAACGCCAAUAGAGACGGCCUUUGGUAUUUGGGUUUACAAGAGGAAAUGACCAAGAACUUUGCGUUUAAUCUUUUGACAUUUAUUAUUCUCUUCAAUAAUUUAAUACCAAUAUCGCUGCAAGUGACGCUCGAAGUGGUAAGAUUUGUUCAAGCCACAUUUAUUAACAUGGAUAUAGAGAUGUAUCACGCGGAGACGGAUACUCCAGCAAUGGCUCGUACGAGUAAUUUAAACGAGGAACUCGGAAUGGUGAAUUACAUAUUCACGGAUAAAACCGGUACUCUUACGAAGAACGUUAUGGAAUUCAAACGAUGUUCAGUCGGUGGAAAACUGUAUGAUUUGCCAAAUCCUUCAAACGAACAUGAAAGCACGAGCGAUAGCAGUUGCGAAUUAAUUAGAGAUAUUGUCGAAGGAAGAUCUGUGCGGGACUCUUCGAAUCCUAUUGAUAAGAAAAAAGCGGAACACGCGGCUGUACUUCACGAAUUUAUGGUCAUGCUAUCGGUUUGUCAUACCGUUAUUCCCGAGAAAAUAGAUGAUUCUAUAAUUUAUCACGCUGCAUCUCCAGAUGAAAGAGCGUUAGUGGAUGGAGCACGUAAAUUUAAUUACGUGUUCGAUACACGGACUCCCAGUUACGUGGAAAUCAUAGCUCUAGGCGAGACACUUCGGUACGAAAUACUGAAUGUAAUAGAAUUCACUUCGGCUAGGAAGCGAAUGUCAGUGGUUGUAAGAACGCCCGAGGGAAAAAUUAAAAUUUUUUGUAAAGGAGCUGAUUCUGUAAUCUAUGAAAGAUUAACACCAAUUUCUUUAGAAACUAACGAUCUUGACCAAGAACAUAAAGAUGAUUUUCGUGAAGUGACUUUAGAGCAUUUGGAAAUGUUUGCUACCGAAGGAUUGCGGACGCUAUGUUUUGCUGCCGCGGAAAUACCUGAAAAUGUUUAUCAGUGGUGGUGCGAAUCGUAUCAUAAAGCAUCGAUUAGUAUAAUAAAUCGUGAAAAUAUGCUAGAACAGGCUGCGAAUCUUAUUGAGACUAAACUCACGUUAUUGGGAGCAACUGCAAUCGAGGAUCAACUGCAAGAUGAAGUACCGGAAACGAUACAAGCUCUUUUACAAGCUGAUAUCAAUAUCUGGGUGUUGACGGGAGAUAAACAGGAGACCGCCAUAAAUAUUGGUUACUCGUGCAAGCUAAUAACACAUGGAAUGCCUCUUUAUGUCAUUAAUGAAACUUCUUUAGAUAAAACGAGAGAAGUUAUUAUUCAGCGCUGCCUUGAUUUUGGGAUUGACUUAAAAUGCCAAAACGAUGUGGCUCUAAUUAUAGAUGGCAGUACGUUAGAAUACGCUCUAUCUUGUGACAUUAGGAUGGACUUUGUGGAAUUAUGUUCAGCUUGCAAAGUAGUUAUAUGUUGUAGAGUGUCACCAAUACAAAAAGCUGAGGUGGUUGGUUUAAUCACGAAUAAUAACAAGAAAGCUGUAACUCUUGCAAUCGGGGAUGGUGCGAAUGAUGUAGCUAUGAUACAGAAAGCUCACAUUGGCGUCGGUAUUUCGGGUGUCGAAGGUCUUCAAGCAGCCUGUGCCUCUGAUUAUUCCAUCGCACAGUUUCGUUUUCUGAAACGUCUAUUAUUUGUUCACGGUUCUUGGAAUUAUAGUAGAAUGUGUAAAUUAAUCUUGUAUUCGUUUUACAAGAACAUUUGUCUAUAUGUUAUCGAAUUAUGGUUUGCCAUUUAUUCCGGCUGGUCCGGACAGAUCCUUUUCGAAAGAUGGUCUAUUGGACUUUAUAACGUUGUUUUUACCGCUGCGCCUCCAUUAGCUAUGGGUCUCUUCGAUAAAGUGUGUUCCGCAGAAACUCGCUUAGCACAUCCAGCAUUAUACGCGACGAAGAAUAACGGCGACUCGUUCCUUAGUAUUAGAAUAUUUUGGAUAUGGAUUACAAAUGCACUAUUUCAUUCGGCAUUACUUUAUUGGUUGCCGCUUAUGGCUCUCAAACAAGAUGUGGCUUGGGGGAACGGUAGAGACGGCGGUUAUCUUCUACUAGGAAACUUUGUUUAUACUUAUGUUGUAGUAACAGUAUGCGGAAAGGCAGGUCUAAUAAUAAACUCGUGGACAUGGGUCACUCAUUUAGCAACCUGGGGAUCUAUUAUACUCUGGUUCUUAUUUAUUCUUAUAUAUAGUAAUUUUUGGCCUGUCCUGAACGUCGGCGCUGUGAUGUUAGGCAAUGAUAGAAUGUUAUUUUCCUCGCCUGUUUUCUGGCUGGGACUUAUAUUAAUACCGACGGCAGUAUUGCUGGUAGAUGUUACAGUAAAUGCAGUGAUGAAUACAGUUUGGAAAUCGGUGACGGAAACAGCCCGAGAGAAUGAAAUUAGGACAUCCGAUCCUGGUGAUGUAUUCAAUAACCAGGAUUACAGAAGCUCAUUGACGGAAACGGCGAGGCUGCUGAAAAACGUUAAAAGUGUUUUCACCAGGCGCUCGAAUGCCGCCUCCAGAGUCAAUGUCGAGGUGGAGCUAUCACAGAUUAACGAAUUGCGACCUUUGUUAUUGCGCAUGCUGCGCGAUGCAGAUGGUUUCGCGUUUUCUCAAGAGGAGGGUGGUUCGGUAACCCAGACGGAUGUGAUCAGAGCCUACGACACGAAUCUUCCGAAACCCGGCGGAAUGUGAUUUAAACAGGAUGGCCGUCAUGCGACGAGAAGGUG
Messenger RNA from Cataglyphis hispanica, 5272 nucleotides. It is a transcript of the gene ATP8A, whose product is annotated as probable phospholipid-transporting ATPase IA. NCBI's taxonomy places the organism in Eukaryota, Metazoa, Arthropoda, Insecta, Hymenoptera, Formicidae. Gene Ontology annotation, molecular function: ATP binding; magnesium ion binding; ATP hydrolysis activity. Gene Ontology annotation, cellular component: plasma membrane. The record is from RefSeq and is a predicted model, not a curated record. Gene Ontology annotation, biological process: phospholipid translocation. The transcript is spliced from 22 exons. The coding region runs from base 1578 to 5237 and encodes 1219 amino acids.